Molecule: messenger RNA, 1539 nt
Organism: Diabrotica virgifera virgifera (western corn rootworm)
Lineage: Eukaryota; Metazoa; Arthropoda; Insecta; Coleoptera; Chrysomelidae
Product: probable chitinase 10
Exons: 13
Coding region: 112-1434 (440 amino acids)
Cellular component (GO): extracellular region
Molecular function (GO): chitin binding
Source: RefSeq, a predicted model, not a curated record
GAUAUAUGAACAAGAUGAAGACAUCAAGGAUAAGAUAAGAAGUUUUGCAAUAAAAUAAAAAACCGCUCAAGGGAAGAUUUAGUGUUAAAAGUGUACACCACACAUUGAAACAUGAUGGGUGUCUAUGGUAUUCUUUGUACCCUACUAGUGGUAUUAGGUUCAGCUCAUUAUUGUACAGCAUAUUACAAUGCCUCCCACGAAUCAUAUAAACUUCCAUGUAACCAGGACGAAUUAGAUUACCGUGCAUACCCAUAUGACUGUCACAAAUAUAUAGCGUGUGAAGAUAAUUCUCUGGUAGUCCUGGACUGUCCCAACAUUUUCAUUUGGAAUGAAGAUCGCAAAGCUUGUGACUUUGCUGCAAACACCGAAUGCCACCAAAUUCCAUUUCCAGAACCCGACUGCUCGGAUGGCAAAAAUUCUUACUGGAGAUAUCCCUUUGAUUGUGCCCUAUUCUGGGAGUGUAUGAAUAACCAAUUGUAUCUUUUGCCAUGCCCUGAUGAUUAUUUCUGGGAUGACGCCAUUAAAAAAUGUGAUAUUAAUGAAGCUGUUGAUUGCUCUGGCAUCAUUCCUAAUCCAAAUAGCACAACUACUCAAGCUCCAGCCACCACAACUAGUGAACCUUUUCCAUAUACAACUCCUGAAAUGAUCUGUACUGAUGACAACACCUAUUUCCCUUACAUUUUUGAUUGCUCAAAGUACUACGAAUGUUCCAACGGAAUACCAGUUCUAAUGGAUUGCCCAGCAGGCGAGUUAUGGAAUAUUAUCAUAAACAACUGCGAUUGGCCCGAUAAUGUUGAUUGCUCUUACGUUGUUACCACAAGUGCAAAACCUACAUCUGCUGCCCCAGAUACUUCCACCUCAGCUACGCAAAGCACUCCUUCACAAGUUCCCACGGAAUCAACUGCUGCCCCUGGACCAUACACAACACCAGAUCUCAUAUGUACAGAUGAAAAUAAUUAUUUUCCUUACAUUUAUGAUUGCUCAAAAUACUACGAAUGUUCCAACGGAGUACCAGUUUUAAUGGAUUGUCCAAAAGGAGAAUUUUGGAAUAUUAAACUGAAUAACUGCGAUUGGCCUCAAAAUGUUGAUUGUUCAUACGUUGUAACCACAUCUGGAGCAUCUACUGUAUCUACUGAAGCACCUACUAAAGCACCUACAGAAGCACCUACUGAUGUACCUACCGAUGCACCUACGGAAGGACCUGGACCAUACUACACGACACCAGAAAUUAUAUGUAAAGAAGAUAAUACUUAUUUCCCAUAUAUUUUUGACUGCUCCAAAUAUUACGAAUGCUCAAACGGACAGCCAAUUCUAAUGACAUGUCCUGCUGGACAGUUAUGGAGUAAUUUACUAAAAACAUGUGAUUGGCCCGCAAACGUCGAUUGCUCAUACGUCGUAACCACUCCUGGUCCAGAUACAGCAACAACUUAUUAAAUUAUUUAUAUGAUAAAAAAUGUAAAUCUUUUAUUUUUUUUAUUUUUAUUUGUGUCGAAAACCAAAUACUCUCUAUCAAUAAAAUACUUAAUCCCUGCAAAAAAA